Messenger RNA from Artibeus jamaicensis (Jamaican fruit-eating bat), 1047 nucleotides. Its product is annotated as centrosomal protein kizuna-like. The record is from RefSeq and is a predicted model, not a curated record. Lineage: Eukaryota; Metazoa; Chordata; Mammalia; Chiroptera; Phyllostomidae. Bases 109 to 1047 code for a protein of 312 amino acids. Gene Ontology annotation, biological process: spindle organization. Gene Ontology annotation, cellular component: centrosome. The transcript is spliced from 6 exons.
GGUGCAUGGUGGGGCCUUCGCCUCCGUCAAGCCAGUUCCACCGUCCCCCGCCCCCUCGCCCAGCCCCGCAGCGCCCCAAAGGCGGUGGGAAGUGAAAACGGUUACGGCAUGCGCCCGGCCUCGGCACUGUCUUCGCCCGUGGCGAGCCCCGACUACUACGAGAGGCUGGGCAGCCUCCAACAGGGGCUGCGGGACAGUGAAAAGAAGAGAUUGGACCUGGAAAAGAAACUUUAUGAAUAUAGUCAGUCUGAUAUAUGCAGAGUUAAGUUGAAGUAUGUAAGGCUAAAGAAAUACCUCAAGGAAAUAUGUGAGUCAGAAAAGAAGGCUCAUACUCGAAACAAAGAAUAUUUAAAGCAGUUGGAGUGUAUCCAAGCUUGUGUUGGACACUUUACCACAAAUACAGAGAAGCUUCAAGAACUGAAGAUUGAGUAUGAGGCUCAAAUUGAGAUGCAGCUACCCUCAAAAGAUAGCCUGGGAGUGAAAGGUGAACCAAAGAAUGAAGACAGAGAAAAGGAAAGAUUAAGUCCAGAGAACAGAACCACUGAUUUAAAGUGUGACAGUUCCAGCCGAUCAGAGGGAUCAGAGGGAGAAAUACUGUCACGAGAAUAUACUGAAGUCAAGGAAGAAAGAGCCAGACCACCCGUCUCUCUGAUAUCGGUCUUAGAACACUGUGCAUCUGGAAAUAAGUGUUCUCAAGAGAAGCAUUCUGCUGGGGACGGUUUCUCAGGUCACUGUUGUAAUGGGGCCCCAGAAUCACAGAAGCCCUUCAGAAAAGUGCAGGAAGAGCAGGAAGAGGGAAGUUUGAGCAGCAGCAGUAACCUCACAAUUUCUGUAAGUGAAGAUGAUCUGAUUUUAAAGAGUCCAGAACCACAACGAAAUCCAGGUGACAUGAUGGAGGGAGAAGAUGGAAUAGAGGCCUUAAAAUUAAUCCACUCUGAGCAAGAAAGAGAUGCCCCAUCCACUGAAAAACAUAAUUGUAUUAUGCAAAUCCUGAACUCUCCUGAUUCAGAAAAGGAAUCCUCUACUAACUCACCAACAAGAGAGUAA